ACACAAGCUGUCUCCCUCUAUCUCCGGCUUGUACCAUUGCAGGAAUACAUGUUAACUUGUGAGAUGAAAGCUGUAGAUGAAUACUUCAUCCUUGACCCACAUAAUGGCGAUAUAUGAGGCUCGGUGAGGGGAGAUCUGUCGUGUUUACAGCCCGCUCUUCGGCUGUGCGCUCCCGGUGCGGCUCGGCUCCCAUCUUCCUCCGCUUGGACCCGAAUCCUCUCUCCAUCUCUCCUCCAGAAACAGGACUGGAGGGGAAAGGAGAAGCGGCACUCACCGAGAGAGGGGCGAAGGAAAACGGGACAAGUAACUGAAUUGAAGUGUUGAGAAAUCAGCGAGGGUUUCCGGCCUGGGAUCCCAACCUGAAGGACCCUGCGUGAGGUGGCAGACCGAGGAGAGUUCAGCCGGGCCUUAAACUGAUCCGACACUCCUCCAGCUCACCUCCCCUUCACCUUUCAAACAAAGAGCCUCCCCCUCACCCUGGGGCCCUGACUCAAGUCUUCCAGCUAUUCCACACCUCCGUCUUCUCAGCUUCCUCUGAUUAAUCCACCCCACCCCCCAUAAACAUCCCUGACUCUGGCCUACUCCCUCACCCCUCCCUGCCUCGCCGAGUCUCCCUUGGGGUGCUGAGGCCAUGGCCGUACCUUCAGCCCACGAGUUUCACUGGCAGAGCCUGGCACGGCUGCCCAGCGGCCGUGUCUACCACGCUCUGUCUGAGGUGGGGGGGCAGAUGUACAUGCUGGGGGGCUGCGACGCAGCAGGGAGGCCCUGCCCGGCCCUGGAGCUCUACUCCCCCGAGGGGGACCGCUGGAUGAGCUUGGCACCCAUGCCCACCCCUCGUGCCGGGGCAGCUGUGGCAGUGCUGGGAAAACAAAUCCUGGUGGUGGGAGGAGUGGGAGAGGACCAGAGUCCCCUGAAGGUGGUGGAGAUGUACAACACAGACGAAGGGAAGUGGAGGAAGAGGAGUGCUCUGCGGGAGGCCUUGAUGGGCUUAUCCAUCACUGUCAAAGAUGGCCGGGCACUAGCUGUGGGGGGAAUGGGUGCUGAUCUGCUCCCUCGUAGCAUCCUGCAGCAGUACGAUCUUCGGAAGGACGUGUGGGCGCUGCUUCCUCCCAUGCCGACGCCGCGCUACGAUGCCAACACACAGCUGCUGGCCAGCAAGCUCUACGUGGCAGGCGGUCGCCAGUGUAAGCGACCAGUGAAAGCCUUCGAGGUGUAUGACACAGAGACGCGCUCUUGGACUACGCUACCCAUCAUGCCUUGUAAACGUUCGUAUGGGGGCGUGAUAUGGGACACAACUGGCCGGCUGUGCCUGCUCGGAGGACUGCGGCAGGGAGGAGGACACCAGAGCUCCAAGUUUACCAAGAACAUCAACAUUUUUGACACCAAUCACGGUGUGUGGCUGAAGUCGGAGGAGACGGUGGCGAUGAAAACAAAGAGAGCCGACUUUGCUGCUGCUUUCCUGCGUGGCCGGAUGGUAGUAGCAGGAGGACUUGGUCAUGAGCCCUCGGCGCUGGACACAGUGGAGGCCUUUCAUCCUCAGAGGAAGAAGUGGGAGAGGCUGGCUCCCAUGAACUUCCCCCGAUGCUCCACCUCCUCCAUCGUCAUCAGAGACCGCCUCCUAGUGGUGGGGGGAGUCAACCAGGUUCCCAGCACUGCCCAUGAGAUCCUGUAUGUAAAAGAAGAAGAGUAUCUGUAGCCUGCAGUAAGUGACACCAGAUGAAUGAAGCAGAUCAACAAUCCCACUUUGUCUUCUCUGUUCAACCCUCUUGAAUCUAGCUGUAGUGCAACAUAUA
Messenger RNA from Etheostoma cragini (Arkansas darter), 1793 nucleotides. It is a transcript of the gene klhdc8a, whose product is annotated as kelch domain containing 8A. Gene Ontology annotation, molecular function: protein binding. Lineage: Eukaryota; Metazoa; Chordata; Actinopteri; Perciformes; Percidae. Bases 632 to 1696 code for a protein of 354 amino acids. The transcript is spliced from 9 exons. The record is from RefSeq and is a predicted model, not a curated record.